Messenger RNA from Procambarus clarkii (red swamp crayfish), 2768 nucleotides. Its product is annotated as phospholipid scramblase 2. Gene Ontology annotation, molecular function: phospholipid scramblase activity. Lineage: Eukaryota; Metazoa; Arthropoda; Malacostraca; Decapoda; Cambaridae. Gene Ontology annotation, cellular component: plasma membrane. Gene Ontology annotation, biological process: plasma membrane phospholipid scrambling. The record is from RefSeq and is a predicted model, not a curated record.
CCUCUAGGUGUAACCUCUGGCGCCUUCCGUGGGGGUUGCUGCACUGUAAAGCCUUAUUUGGGUUCUCUAGGUGUAGUCACUGUGCACUUGUACCUUAGUUAUGUCACUGUAGCCAUGUACCAAAUGUGGAUCAUUACUUAAACCUUUGUUUCAGAAUAGUAUAACUAUUUUCUAACGUACUGUUCGUCACUGUAUAGAGUGGCAAACACACACACGCACGUCGUUGUCAUUCAUGUCGUCGUGGCUGUUGUCUGGGACAUCGACUACGUCAUCGUCGGCGUUACCACAAACACCACCACCACCGACCGACUAGAGCAGUCUUCCAGCGGUCAAUACACCUCAGUAACGCUCCUGGCGUAGAGUUUUGUCUGCUCUGUGUCCGUGUACAACAACACCGGAUCAGAAAAGUCCUUGAAUUAGUCUUAAGGAGACGAAUCAACCUGAACUUGAUCCUCCCCCCUAAUAACAGUUCGAGAAACCGUACGAGUCAAGUGCAGAAAUUAGAGACUAUCAGGUGAUAAGGUGGACUUGAGGAAUUUGAACUUGAACUGUAACCAAAUCACCCAAUUCCGGACCUCCAAAAUUGAGGAAUAAAUUCUAAGCCGCUACAGGUUAUUGGUGCUGGUAGAGGCAUCAGCGCAACGCUGAGGAAGAGAUGGCGUACAUGGUGCCCCCGGGGUUGGAGGACCUGGCUCAGCUCGACAAGGUCUUGGUGAAGCAACACAUUGAAUUUCUUGAAGUAUUCUUAGGAUGCGAGAUGAACAACAAAUAUUCGUUGAAGAACUCUAUGGAUCAGGAGUUCCUGCAGGCGAAGGAGAACACAGACUGCUGCAGCCGGAACUGUUGUGGUCCGAUGAGAGCCUUUGAAAUGGCCCUCAUCAAUAGCCAGGAGCAAGAGAUAAUCCAUCUCUCUCGACCGUAUACUUGUAUACACUGCUGCUGGCCAUGUUGUCUUCAGCGCCUGGAGGUGUCUUGCCCGCCUGGAACCCCGUUGGGCAGCGUUCACCAGGAGUGGGGCUUCUGUACUCCCAUUGCUGCUAAGUUCAGCGUCAGGAAUGUCUCUGGGGACACCGUCUUCAUAAUCCAGGGCCCCGUCUGUACCAUGAGCUGCGGGAGCGACGUUGUCUUCAAGAUACUCUCGGAAGACGGUUCGGAUCAGGUCGGUAACAUAACGAAGCUGUGGCGUGGAUGCUGUUCCGAGGUCCUGACAGACGCUGAGAAUUUCAGCAUCACCUUCCCUAUGGAACUCGAGGUUCGGAUUAAGGCACUACUCGUCGGCGCCGCCUUCCUUAUAGAUUUUAUGUAUUUUGAAAAGCAACGGGAUUAGUAAACCAAAGAAGUGGCCACCACCCUUAGUACCUCUUCUCCGUGUUCCAGCGAUGCUUCCCAAGUGUGUAUAGCAUCAUGUGGCCUCGACCCACACACAGGGAGACGGUGUAAGGUCUACGCAGAACAGCGUACAUUGUCCACAAGACCUUCCUUCGUGUUAUUGUGUAUUAUGGUAUCCGGUUACCACAAGGUUGGCGUGAAUGCUUAUCAGUAAAGCUGGUCACCCGCGCACCGUUUUGUAUUUGAAUCUUGAUACGGUAUAGGAGAGAGAGGGAGAAGGGGAGGUAGGGGGGGGGGGGGACGGGGGGCGUGUUGAAGAUGAUCGUCAACAUGAAUUAAGACAAUGGGGUGUAUGAUUGCGACACCCGCGGCCUUCUCUGCCCUGAAUAUUAUCUCCUUCGUCACAUAUACCUGUGAUCUUACCUGUCUACACUUUCCCAUUAUCUGCAUAUUGAUAUAUCUAUUAUGAUCUGUCUCCUAGUUCCACACACUACAUUUCCUGUACAGUAUUUGCUCCCUGCUGUCUCUCAUCCCUGCAUGUCCUAAUCCCUCUUCUCCUCAUCCCUUGCAUGUCCUGCUACAAUCCCUUCUCUCACUACAUGUCCUUCUCCCUCCUCUUGCUUCCCUGCUUCGUCCUACUCUCUUCUUGUCUCCUCUCUUCGCUUCUCUACCUUUUCAUGUAUGUGCCUUCUCGUAUUGUUUUGAUUAUGACUGAACAUCAGAGCCUUCAACACCAGCCAGAGGUUGGAGGACUUACCGAUGUUUAUAAGACCAAUAUUUUCAAACGUUCAAUACCUGGACCAACUAUAUAUUAGAUAUACAUGGUUCCCAAUAAUGCCAAAAUACGGAAAUUUAGUUACUAGCAACUUUGUAAUAUUCUAUGAUAUUCUUAUCCGUAAAUUAGUUUUCAUUUCAUGUUUGCAAACAGCUACACCAUUGUAAACUAUUUCAAACAUUGAUAUCCUUCACCCUUUGACUUCAGAGCUGGUGUUAUUACUUCUUUAUAAAUGCUCGAACUGUAACGUUCAAUAUGUGGACAAUACCUCACGAAAUUUUAAACACCGUAUAUGAGGGCACAAGGUCAUAACUUACCUCAGUGAUUUACCCUCCCUUGGGGCAAGUUGCUUCCUGUGCUAUUCGAGAGCACUGCGAGGAAAUGGGGCCACCCUUUCACUGACAGUCAAUUCCCUGGGCUGUUUCCUGGUUCGUAACGUCUGGAACUCAAUAUCUCGGGGGAACUAUUUCAAUAGUUAGAAUGAGACCUCAUUUGAACGGCUCGGAGUCCUCGACUCACGCAAUAAUUGUCGUCUUCUUUGAAGUAUGUAGUUGAGUUUUAGAUAUAUAUAUUAUUUAUGUCUAUAUUGUAUAUAUUAUUUAUGUCUAUAUUGUGUAUAUAUUUUGGAUCUCUAUUAUGACAAUAAUAUAUUUUAUGUUUAAUU